AUGCUGUCCCUCAAACGCGGUCUUCUGCUCCUCGGAGCCCUGAUCCCUCUCAUCGCUGCUGCUCCCGUCCCGCAGGAUGACACAUUCGGCAUCCAGGCCAUUCCUGGAAAGUACAUCAUCACGCUCAAGGAAGGCAUUGCGCCCCCAAAGGCUGAAGCCCACGUCGCCUGGGUGACCGAUGUCCACCGCCGCAGCCUUGAACUCGAGCGCCGUGACGGAAAGAACAAGGCCAACCGCAAGGGUAUUGAGCAGAAGUAUAACGGCACUUUCACUGGCUAUGCCGGAGAGUUCGACGACGCCACCAUCAACGCGAUCAAGGCCAGCGCUGAUGUCGCUGCUGUCGAGAUCGACCAGAUCUGGCACACGUAUGCUCUCACCACCCAGACUGGUGCUCCAUGGGGCCUCGGCUCAAUUAGCCACCGCAACCCUGGUUUCACCAGCUACGCCUACGACACCACCGCCGGCCAGGGCACCUACGCUUACGUAGUCGACACGGGCAUCAACACAGCUCACACCGAGUUCGGCGGCCGUGCUAGCCUGGGCUACAACGCUGUCAGCGGUGUCACCCACGCUGAUCGUGACGGCCACGGCACUCACUGCGCUGGCACCAUAGGCAGCGCCAGGUACGGCGUCUCUAAGAACACGAACCUCAUCUCCGUCAAGGUCUUCGAGGGCAACUCUGGCUCCACUUCCGUCAUCCUUGCUGGCUACAACUGGGCCGUCAACGACAUCGUCAACAAGGGCCGCGCCUCCAAGGCCGUCAUCAGCAUGAGCUUGGGCGGCGGCUACUCUGCGGCCUUCAACAACGCCGUGCAGUCCGCCUUCACCUCCGGGGUCUCGACCGUCGUCGCCGCCGGCAACAGCAACGUCGAUGCCGCCAACACCUCCCCGGCCUCCGCUCCCAACGCCAUCACCGUUGGCUCAAUCCAGUCCAACAACGCACGCUCCUCGUUCUCUAACUUCGGCGCCGUCCUCGACGUCUUCGCCCCGGGCACCUCCAUCCUCUCCACCUGGAUCGGCUCCAACACCGCCACCAAUACCAUCUCCGGCACCAGCAUGGCCUGCCCGCACGUCGCUGGCCUCGUUGUCUACCUCAAGGCGCUCGAGGGCCUCGCCUCGCCGCAGUCGGUCAGGGAUCGCAUUGUUGCGCUCUCCACGACCGGCAAGAUCACGAACGCAGGAGCCGGCAGCCCGAACAGGAUUGCCUACAACGGCAACGGCGCGUAA
This is a messenger RNA of Coniosporium apollinis CBS 100218, 1227 nucleotides long. RefSeq lists its product as uncharacterized. Gene Ontology annotation, biological process: proteolysis. NCBI's taxonomy places the organism in Eukaryota, Fungi, Ascomycota, Dothideomycetes. The transcript has 4 exons. The record is from RefSeq and is a predicted model, not a curated record. Gene Ontology annotation, molecular function: serine-type endopeptidase activity. Bases 1 to 1227 code for a protein of 408 amino acids.